This is a messenger RNA of Phanerochaete carnosa HHB-10118-sp, 1609 nucleotides long. RefSeq lists its product as uncharacterized. The coding region runs from base 1 to 1452 and encodes 483 amino acids. Gene Ontology annotation, molecular function: glutamine synthetase activity. The transcript has 4 exons. Lineage: Eukaryota; Fungi; Basidiomycota; Agaricomycetes; Polyporales; Phanerochaetaceae. The record is from RefSeq and is a predicted model, not a curated record.
AUGGCCAGCGCACAAACAGAAUAUGGUGUCGUCUACACCCCCUCGUCCGUUGUAUCGGCCGUCGAACAGCAGAAGCCGCCUCUGAGCGACGCCGUGCUCGAACAGCUUGGCGUGCGCCACAUCCGCGUCACCUGGUGUGACUGGAUAAACACCAUCCGGUACCACGUUCUCACGCGCUCGUACUUCUGUAAGCUCCUUCGCUCGCCGCGCCCAGGAAUCACAGCCCCCUCCGCUGCGUUUGGUAUCGUAUUACUCCACGUCUGCGAUGGCUUCGACUUGACUGGAGAUUGUCUCAUCGUGCUCGACGAGAGCAGCUUCCGCCUGUGUCCUUAUUCGCCCGGACAUGCCACUAUCAUGGGCUUCUUCCAGAAUUUGGUCCCUAGUCCAGAGUAUGGACUCGAGAUACUGUGGGAUCCACGCACGCAGCUGGCAAGAGUAGAGAGACUUGCGAAGGAGGCAGCAGGCGUGUCGUACCUGGCCGGAUUCGAGCACGAGUUUAUCCUCCUCAAAUCGACCUCUCCGCCAGUCGGCAUCAACAGCGCAGACUAUGGCGUUUCGCAGAAGCUCCCUGCGGGGUCAGUCGAAGCCAAAGUGCUGGAGGAGAUCGUCGACUCGCUGCAAGAGGCAGGCAUCGAGGUGCAGCAGCACCAUGGAGAAGCCGCCCCGGGCCAGUACGAAGUGAUCACUGGCCCUCUGCCGCCGUUGCAAGCAGCAGACGCGUGUGUUGUCACGCGUGAGACGAUCUUCAAUGUCGCAGCGAAACACGGCUUGCGCGCAACCUUCGCGCCCAGAAUAUCCGCGUACACCGCCGGCACUGGCGCGCACAUCCACCUGUCUGUGCACGACCUUGGGACGCACCCGGACCCGGCGGGCGCGCGGGGCGACGAGCACCUCGCGCCGACACUAAUCACAAAGGAGCGCUCCUUCCUUCAAGGCAUCGUGCGGCAUAUCCCGGCGCUCUGCGCGCUCACGCUGCCGACCAAGUUCUCGUACGAGCGCGUCGUGGAUGGCAUCUGGGCCGGCGGCACGUACGCCUCGUGGGGCGCGUACAACCGCGAGGCCCCCGUACGCUUGUGCGGUUACCGCGGUAACCAUCGCAUGGAGGCGCGGUUCGUUGACGGCACCGCAUGCCCGCACCUCGUGCUCGCCGGGAUCUUCGGGGCAGGCACGAAGGCCAUCAUAGACCGCGAGCACCUCAAGACGGGCGACUGUACCAAGCCGGUUGCCACCAUGUCUGACGAAGAGCGGGCUGCGGCGGGUGUGUCGAAUGCUCCCAGACUGGGCCCGACCUUGCAAGACUCUCGGAACGCGUUUAAGAGCAGUCCUGUCAUGCGCGAACUCUUCGGCGACGACUUUGUCGACAAGUAUAGUGUCGUCAACCAGACACUUGAAGAGUUGUUCGUGGCCGACACCGAGGAGGAGACUGUCACGAAGCUGGUCAGUUAUUACUAGAUGGUGCGGAACUUGGUGAGACACGCAUAUGGGACACGCGGAGCAGGUUGCAGACAACAAAACCGCGUCCUUUCUUGAGUAGAUGCUCUCAGACUAAUGUAUAUCGAUACGCGACUCUCAAAAUUGAUAUCGGACACUACUACUAGUAUCGGAGGUC